Molecule: messenger RNA, 2502 nt
Organism: Pangasianodon hypophthalmus (striped catfish)
Lineage: Eukaryota; Metazoa; Chordata; Actinopteri; Siluriformes; Pangasiidae
Gene: sp7
Product: Sp7 transcription factor
Exons: 2
Coding region: 108-1463 (451 amino acids)
Biological process (GO): regulation of transcription by RNA polymerase II
Molecular function (GO): RNA polymerase II cis-regulatory region sequence-specific DNA binding; DNA-binding transcription factor activity, RNA polymerase II-specific
Source: RefSeq, a predicted model, not a curated record
GUCGCAGCGCUCGGAGCGGAGCUUUACUUCCCACACUUCCCCGGGCCGCGCGUCUUCAGGCUAACCUCCCGGUCUCCAAGUCAACUUUUGGAAUUUGGUUCUCAGGGAUGGCUGCAUCUGUUCUGGAGGAGGAAACACGUUAUGGCUCGAGUCCUUUGGCAAUGCUGACCGCCACCUGCAACAAAUUUGGCAGCACCAGUCCAGUUCGCGACACAGCCACACCAGGAAAAGCCGGAGGUGCAGCAUCAGUAAAGAAACCUUACAGCAUGACUUCUGACCUGCAGGCACCUAAAAAUGGCCGAAGCAGCGAAGGCCUAGUUGACUCUUAUAGCAGCUCAUUCAGUACAGGUGGAGGCCUACUUACCCCCACCGGCAGCCCUCCUCCACCCACAGGAGCAUACACUUCUGACUACAACCCUUUCUCCUCUUUCCAAACCUCCUCAGCCUCUCAGGAUCCUUCACUGUUGGUGACCAAAGCACACGCCACAGCUGACUGCCUGACCAGUGUCUACACCUCGCUUGACAUGACGCACCCAUACGGCUCUUGGUACAAGGCAGGCAUUCACCCUGGUAUCACAGCUGCACCUGCCAAUGCCACAUCCUCCUGGUGGGAUGUCCACCCCAGCUCCAACUGGCUGAGUGCUGGCCAAACCCAGUCGGAUGGUCUCCAGGCCCCUCUGCAGCCUGUGGCUCCUCAGGCCUCCCUCAGCCCCCCUAUGUCCAGCUAUAGCUCCGACUUCACUCCCCUCAACCCAGCGCCAUAUCCUUCUGUGGGUCUCAGCUCAUCCUCACACCUCCUACAGUCCUCCCAGCACAUGCUCCCACAGGACAUGUAUAAGCCCAAGCCAGUAGCCAGUGGCAGCCUUAUUGAGAGCCCCAUGGGCCUAAAGCCAACUCGGGGUUCUGGGGCAUAUACAGGCAGUUCUGCCACCAGCAGGUCCUCCUGUGACUGCCCCAACUGCCAAGAGCUGGAACGUCUAGGUGCAUCUGCUGCCUCACUGCGCAAAAAGCCUGUACACAGCUGCCACAUUCCAGGCUGUGGAAAGGUCUAUGGCAAGGCCUCGCACCUCAAGGCCCACCUGCGCUGGCACACAGGUGAACGACCUUUUGUGUGCAACUGGCUCUUCUGCGGAAAGCGCUUCACACGCUCCGAUGAGCUGGAGCGCCAUGUGCGCACACACACGCGCGAGAAAAAGUUCACAUGCCUUCUGUGCAACAAGCGAUUCACGCGCAGCGACCACCUCAGUAAGCACCAGAAGACCCACUCUGAGGCCAGCCUGCAGGGAAAAGCUGGGAGUGGAGAGAGUGAGUCAGAACCCAGGGGCCCAGAUGAGUCUGUAGACCCAAGUGACGGGGCCCCAGCUGGUCCAGGAAAUGGCAUGCAAGAGCACACAACUAAUGGAGAGGAGAAGAACACCACAGGAAACCCAGUAGAGAACAGUAGUGGACUGCUGGAGAUAUAACCACCAUAUCUGGGGAAAGGAUCUUCAGAUUAAGCUGCUGUUCUAAUCGGUGCUAAUCAGCAUUUUAAAAAAUAUAAUGAAUAAGUGUUUUUUGACAAUAUUCUUUAAAUACAUUUUGUUGCCCGUAAAGGGAAACAAUGCACCACUAUCACAGAUAUUCUCCUGUGGAAAAUGAAGGAACAGUGUGUGAGAACAAGAAAGUGUGGGACAUUAACAUGAACUUUUGUUUGAUAUGCAAACCUAGUCAGGCCUAUGUUUUGGCAAAGCUUUUAUGAUUCUGGAUUUUUUUUUGUUGUUCUUUUAAGCUGUUCAGUUCAUUUGUUAAUCUUUGUCCUUUCUGAUCACUAUCUUAAAUGGUGUUAUAGAUGGUACUAUUAAAACAUGAUAAGAUGCAAUUUUUUUUUACCAUGGUUUUGUCAGUGACCAGUGGUUUGUCCAGGAUUUCGGACUUUACCAUCAGUUCUUUUUACAAAAAGUGCAGUGUUGAGAAAAAAAGGACUCUUUAGUUUUGCUUAUUUAAUCACAAUCAUUUCUAAAGUUAAAAUAAUUCUUUAAGAAGCCCCUAGCAGAUCAGGGCUCAUGAGUCUGUGUUGGCUGCAAAAAGGGACUACAGUGUACAGUUUAGUAUUUCCUUGAGUUCCAUUUGAAUGCUGUUUUUGUCUUAUUUAAUUUCCUAUUUACAUAAAAUUUUAUUUAUGCCUUAAAUUAUGAACAAUAACAAGAGACAAUCUUGCAUUUUACUGGCAUUAAAAUGGGAAAUGGGAAACACUCAGUGAAAGCAAAGCCAGUCAUGAAUAAAUAAAGAUUUUGCAUUUUAUGUGAUUAUUUAUUUAUUUUUUCACUGUUGAUUUUCAGGUUCUGAUGGCUGUUGUAUGAACUCUGUUUGUGGAAUAUUAAAAGCCAAACUGUAAGGAUUAAAGUGGAUUUUUCUGAAGUGUCAAUUUAAUUUUAAUUAUUUUUACCAGUUUGUAAAUAUGAAACUCAAGUUAUGAAUUCCCAGCUAACUGUAUGUCUUUAUAAUUAAAUUAAGUGAAAUGCA